UAAGUCUUCCAGCACUUUGCGCGCGGUGAGCAAGUUUGAUAACCUUUGAUUUCUUGCCUUGGAAACUGCCAAGGUACUAUCUCAGUAUCGGCCUGGUGAAGUUCAUCAUCAAGAAUUGCGAGGAUGAAUUCCUACCCGGCUGAGCUCUUGGUCCAGCUCGCCCCAGUAAUGUUCGUUGCAGGUCUUGACCUACCACCUGCACCGUCAGCAUCCACUCCAAGUACUCCACAAUCGCCAGGUCAGGCCCAAUCUCCCCCGCCCACACCUACAAAGACUCAGGAUCCUUUCGGGAGCCUCGUUGCACGCCUCCGAGACGCCCUCCAGUCGCAGCGCAAAGUCGCGAUAUGGGCACCAGAGCGCACAAGGGCGUUUCACAUGAUCCUCGUGGGGAAAGACGUCCGAUUCCCUCCUCGCAAGCUCGUUCCGCCAGAGGACCCUGCAUAUACGUCCGUUCAUUCACCACUUUCGCCCAUGACGCCUUCGUCACCCUUGUAUCCCGACGGCCUGAUUGCGCCUAUAUGGAUACGAAAACACACUGCGCUAGUGCCGAGCGUCUUUGUUCAAUUCCUAAGAUUGUUUGAGUCACCCGUGGUCCAUGCCCGAUCUCCGUUGGACCCGCCAGACCCAGAACAUGAACGCGAUAAAGCAGAAGAGGAACGAAGAAGAGAUAUUGAACUCAGUGCUGAGGUUGCAGCCCGAAAGAAGACGACCAAUGAACGCGGUAUCAAAUUGACUGUCGUGCUGCUUGCAACCAGGAGGAUGCUCGACGACCCGUCACUGGAUAGCCGUCUCACCUUCAUCAGAAGACAGAGCGGGCUUGACUCCCGUGCAGCCUUGUUUGUCCUCAGUCCAGUUAGCACAUCUGAAUUGAACGAUUUUGCGCGCAGUUUACAAGACGCCCUGUACGAACCUGCGCUCGAAUACUACACCUCACACUCCAAGCGUGUCAGGCGGAAGCGCAAUCGGCACUCUCAAUCUGUUUCAUCCUACAACCCCCCUCCUCUUGCUUCCAUGGGUGCCGCGAGCACCCGCCCACUGCGCCCAGAAGGGUGGACCGUGCGGUAUGAAUACAAGAUGGCAUGUUUUGCAGAGUUCAGGGGUGAAGACGAGGUUGCGCUCAAACACUAUCAAGAUGCGUACGCGACACUCAUGAUUAUGUUCGGAUCGACUGCUAUCCUGCCCCCUCGAACCAAGCGCUGGGCAGAGGCCAAGGUCCUCGCAGACGCCAUAAACGUGAAGAUAACCAAACUUUACCUGUACAAUCACGAACACUCGCUUGCACUUUCGCAUCACAACUCCCACAUGCGCCGGUUCGCAGAUUUUUCACGGGGAUGGGGUAUAGGCGAGGAGACAUUUGAGUAUUGGAGUUGGAUGGCGAGACAACACCGUGUCCUCGCAGAGCUUCUAGAACAAGGAUCAAACUCUUCGCUGACGUUCCCCACAAAUUCACCUCAUUCGCUCACGGCUGGUAUGUCAUCGACAAGCACGCCCGUGGAGCUAGACACUGUUCGAGCCCUCGGGUUGAAUCCUAGCCACGCCUUGCAGCAUCCAGGCCAUUACUACUUCAUGGCCGCCCGAUGCACGGAAGCACGCAGGGAUAGGUUCUUGGCCAACGAGGGUAUCUCACAAGGGACAAGUGGGGCCCCAGGGUACGCAAACGAGAAGAAAGUUGACCAUCUGACGUUGAUUCUCGAGCUGUACACUAAAUCCUACGAGAUGUUCAAGAAGUAUAGCUCCACCACGAGUCAAGGACGCUUGACGCUCUGGAUCGCUUACCGCAUCGCGCAUACGUACUACGAGUCUGAAAAAUUCGAUGUCGCAAUACGAUUCUUCGAGCGGAUAGCAAAGACGUACCGAAGGGAAAAGUGGAAAAAUAUGCUCAGACCGCUUUUGUCGACGUGGUAUGCCUGCGCGCAGAAGCUCAGCGACGUGGAACUUAUGGUGACACUCCUCGUGGAGAUGAUUGGGUAUGCGCAAGAUGUUGAUGAGUCGAGAACUCUACAGGAGGACCUAUUGGCGGUACUUGAGAGUUCAGUUCCUGUAUCAACGGGGAACUCACUCGUUGUUGACCUCAAAGAGUCUGAUCCGUUAUUGGACACUAUGCUGGUGUUUUGGACGCCCGAAGUGCGCGUUGGCGAAGAGGCCGGAUUCCAACUGUCACUUGCUACGCCAACGAACAUAGAUCUCUCCGCUCUUCCGAUAGACUCCGUGAUCAUUACAUUCUCCAAUGGUUAUUAUCCUGUGAUACUCCGACAUUCGCCCCCCACGGAUGGCCAAGUGGCAGAUACGGUUGUCCGACUGGUGAAAAUCGGAAAGGUAGUGCCAGAAGACGAAGACGAAGAACCAGAGGAAAUUUGCGCUGACCUUCGGUGGAAGCCAGGUGAAAGACUCGUGGUCUCCGGGAGUAUAUCUUCUGAAGCUCCUGGACCGCUUACCGUCGUGAGCAUCACUGUGGUACUUGCACAAAACGGCUGGAACAUCGAAAUACCACAUGAGCCAUGCAUCUCUCAUGAGAUAUCUACACUCGUGCCGCGCUGGUUGACUUCACUUCAACCCAUCCAGUUCCUUCAACUUGGGAGAAGCGAUUGCUCUAGUGUUAUUGUUCGACAUCGCCCUCAUGAGCUCGCUGUCUCGUUAUCUCAUCAGGCACCGGCACUAGUCGAUGAAGAAUAUCCCAUCGUCAUCGAUAUCACAAAUGUUGAUGAAAGGCAUCUAGAUGUUGUUGUUGACGUCUUGUUGCAGCCGACGGAAGUGGAUCAAGGAGCUCAAUACAUCAUAUUCGACGACCAGCGUUCAUCCGGAUUGAUCAAAGGCAUCCGACUCGGCACCAUCGCCCCGGGCGUGUCAGCUACCAAGACUCUUUACCUCGUGGGCAGCGGUGCUCCCGGCGAUCGCAUGUUAGACAUCUCUAUUCAAUCCACUUCAAUACAGCCCGUGUCCAUGAGUAAAGGCGAUGACGAUGCAGAACCCCGCAACUCGAGCUCCUUGGGUGCACACGCGACGGUCGAUUCCUGCGAGAAGUUGCAAACCAUCGUUAUUCCGACGUCGGGAGCCCUGGCGGUCACGUAUGACGUGGCGUACAGCAGAAGCAAAAACGCUAUUCCUGCUUUGGCGGAUCUGUCCACUGUUGAAGACGACUUUUGGGAUGACUCAUAUGGCGGGGAGUGUUCGGCUCCUUGUGGCUUGGUGAUUGAGAGCUUGAAGUUGCAUCGCCAGGACAAUCCGCUUGCAAAGGUGCUCGACUGCUCGUCGGAUGAAAGUAGCGAUGACAUGUUUCCAGGUGAAUACCUGCCUGGCGACGAGCUCUAUAACGUAAGCAGAGUAUCACUCAACCCACGGGAGGAGCAGGUUUUGGGCGAAGAGAAAAUCACUGGUCCUGGCGAAUAUGAAGUUGUCUGGCGAAGGAUGCUUCCUGAAGGUGGUUGCGGAAGACAGUCGAUCACGCGGUUUGCACUUCCGACGCUCAUGAUUUCGCAGGAAGGGUUAAUCGCCCUUCUUGACAUCCCUAGCUUUGCAAAGCUCCAUGUGUCAACGCCCAUACACUUAACAGUCCGCAAUCGGCACUCCUCCCGCUCCGCCAAUGUCACGGUCAGUCUUGAUCUCGAUCCAUCUGAUGCGUUCAUCGUGGCUGGCUUGCGGAACGGCCGUCUUCCGAUCCUUUUACCGGGUUCUGAGGAGAAGCUCUCGUGGAAUUUGAUUCCGAUCGAAUGCGGUCAUGUCAAAGUUCCACGUAUCAAGGUUAUGGACGUGCGGGGCGUUGCUCUGCCUUCGCAAGGUGUUGGCGUGCCAAGUACGGAAAUUGAAGUGGAAGGAGAGGCGGUCAAGGUUGUUGAUGUGCGUGCCAACUGGAACACUGCAAGCGCACAGGGCGCAGGCGAUAGUGCGGUUGCAAUUCCUCAGCAAGAUGGUGCGAGUACAAUACUGGUACUACCAUAAUCAUGAUCAUGAUGGCGAUCCACCCAAACCACCUUUCGCGUCGGAAUAUAAAAGGCAAAGGUGGCUGUGCCGUCGUGAGAGGCGUCACGUCAUGUGACGCCAAAAACGCGCAAAGUCAGACUUAAG
This is a messenger RNA of Suillus clintonianus, 4062 nucleotides long. RefSeq names its product Gryzun, putative trafficking through golgi-domain-containing protein. Bases 124 to 3936 code for a protein of 1270 amino acids. NCBI's taxonomy places the organism in Eukaryota, Fungi, Basidiomycota, Agaricomycetes, Boletales, Suillaceae. The transcript is spliced from 19 exons. The record is from RefSeq and is a predicted model, not a curated record.